AUGGGGGCCAUGUUCCGCAGCGAAGAGAUGGCCUUGUGCCAGCUCUUCAUCCAGCCUGAGGCGGCAUACACAUCCGUCUCUGAGUUGGGAGAAGCCGGCAGUGUGCAGUUUAGAGAUCUUAACCCAGACGUGAACGCGUUCCAGCGUAAAUUCGUAAAUGAAGUGCGUCGCUGCGAUGAAAUGGAACGCAAGCUUCGAUACAUCGAGGCUGAAGUACAUAAGGAUGGAGUGCACAUACCUGCCGUCAAAGAGGCCCCCAGAGCCCCCAACCCGAGGGAAAUCAUCGAUCUUGAGGCCCACUUAGAGAAGACAGAGAACGAAAUUCUAGAGCUGUCGCACAACGCGGUCAACUUGAAGCAGAACUAUUUGGAGCUGACAGAACUCCGUCAUGUGCUGGAGAAGACCGAGGCAUUCUUCAUCGCGCAGGAGGAGAUCGGCAUGGACUCCAUGACCAAGUCGCUGAUAUCAGACGAGACAGGUCAACAAGCGGCGACGCGUGGUCGCCUGGGCUUCGUGGCAGGAGUCGUGAAUCGCGAGAGAGUGCCCGCCUUCGAACGUAUGUUGUGGCGUAUCUCCAGGGGUAACGUCUUCCUCAGGCGCGCAGAACUUGACAAGCCAUUGGAGGACCCCGCCACGGGUAAUGAGAUCUACAAGACGGUGUUCGUGGCAUUCUUCCAAGGAGAGCAACUGAAGUCUCGUAUCAAGAAGGUGUGCUCUGGGUUCCACGCGUCGCUGUACCCCUGCCCACCCUCCAACACUGAGAGGCAGGACAUGGUCAAGGGAGUUCGCACAAGACUUGAAGAUCUUAACAUGGUGCUGAACCAAACCAGCGACCACAGGCAGAGAGUACUAGCCAGCGUGGCGAAGGAACUGGCCAGCUGGACUAUCAUGGUUCGCAAGAUGAAAGCCAUCUACCAUACUCUGAACCUCUUCAACAUGGACGUCACCAAGAAGUGCCUCAUCGGCGAGUGCUGGGUGCCCACCCAGGACCUGCCCAAUGUUCAGAAGGCCUUGGCUGACGGAUCUAACGCUUGCGGCAGUUCUAUCCCAUCAUUCCUGAACUGUAUCGAGACGGACGAGGAGCCGCCGACCUUCAACCGCACCAACCGCUUCACUCGCGGCUUCCAGAACCUCAUCGACUCGUACGGAGUCGCCUCCUACAGGGAAUGCAACCCUGCGUUGUACACGACCAUAACCUUCCCGUUCCUGUUCGCGGUGAUGUUCGGAGACUUGGGCCACGGCUGUAUCAUGGCACUGUUCGGAGCUUGGAUGGUCUGCAAGGAAGUCUCCCUCGGCGCCAAGAAGUCCAACAACGAAAUCUGGAACAUUUUCUUCGCCGGUCGUUACAUCAUUCUUCUCAUGGGUUGCUUUUCAAUGUAUACUGGAUUGGUCUAUAACGAUAUCUUCUCGAAGUCCAUGAACAUCUUCGGUUCGUCGUGGAGUAUUCCCUAUGACAAUGACACUAUGGAACACAAUGCAGCGUUGACUUUGGACCCGAAGGAAGCUUACAAUAACAAUCCGUACUUCAUCGGUAUUGAUCCUGUUUGGCAGAGCGCUGACAACAAGAUCAUCUUCUUGAACUCGUACAAAAUGAAGCUGUCCAUUAUUUUCGGUGUGUUACACAUGAUCUUCGGUGUCUGCAUGAGUGUCGUUAACUACAACUUCUUCCGUCGCCGCUAUUCCAUCGUGUUGGAGUUCCUGCCGCAAGUGAUCUUCCUGUGUCUGCUCUUCUUGUACAUGGUCUUCAUGAUGUUCUACAAGUGGGUCGCCUACAGCGCCUUCUCCGAUGAACAAGCAUACACCCCGGGUUGCGCGCCAUCAGUCCUGAUUCUGUUCAUCAACAUGAUGUUGUUCUCGAGCACGCCGCCCCCCGAGGGAUGCAACGAGUACAUGUUCGAGGCGCAGGCCUCCAUACAGAGAGUGUUUGUUCUCAUCGCACUCUGCUGCAUCCCCGUCAUGUUACUCGGCAAGCCACUCUACCUGCUCGCUGCUGGCAAGAAGAAGAAGGAAGCCAAGCCUGAACACUCAAACGGCAGCGUGAACCCUGGCAUAGAAAUGCAGGAGCAGACUGACAUCGGCGACGGCGCGCCCAAACCUGAAGCUAAGCCGGCCGCCUCGGGACACGACCACGAGGACGAGCCAUUCAGCGAGAUCAUGAUCCACCAAGCCAUCCACACUAUUGAAUACGUCCUCAGUACCAUCUCUCACACAGCCUCCUACCUUCGAUUGUGGGCUCUCUCGCUUGCUCACGCAGAACUGUCGGAGGUGCUGUGGAACAUGGUGUUGACGUUCGGUCUGAAGGACCACGACUACAUCGGCGGCAUCAAGCUGUACGUGGCCUUCUGCUUCUGGGCGCUGUUCACACUCGCCAUCCUCGUCAUGAUGGAGGGACUCUCCGCCUUCCUUCACACACUGCGUUUGCACUGGGUGGAGUUUAUGAGCAAGUUCUACUCGGGUCUGGGUUACAUCUUCCAGCCAUUCUGCUUCAAGACCAUCUUAGAACAAGAAGAAAACAAAGACGAUUAA
Molecule: messenger RNA, 2526 nt
Organism: Spodoptera littoralis (African cotton leafworm)
Lineage: Eukaryota; Metazoa; Arthropoda; Insecta; Lepidoptera; Noctuidae
Source: the annotation of a GenBank genome assembly